Messenger RNA from Haemonchus placei, 729 nucleotides. NCBI's taxonomy places the organism in Eukaryota, Metazoa, Nematoda, Chromadorea, Rhabditida, Trichostrongylidae. The record is from the annotation of a GenBank genome assembly.
AGCGCUGCGGAACUUGGCUCAGUGAAUGUUCGACGAAUGUCGUUGAAGGAGUUCACUGGUUUGGACAACACCAAAGCCGACAUAACAGAUCUCCCUGUGGCAGCUUGGAAAUGCUCAACGUCACCAUCACAACUGAUAAAUUCGUAUUCGGCUAGGCGGCGAAGUGUCCUUUCCACAGAUCUGCCACCAAGUCCAUCUAAGAAACUCACAAUUGCCAAAGAGGAAAGUAUCGAUUUACCGACAGCGAUCAAUAGGGUUUCCACCCUACAAUCGCGAUUUAAUGAAGACAAUGCUGGCACCGAGAAAACGACGACGUCGACGUCAUGUUCGUCGUCUUCGAGCGUCAAUGAGUCCACGAAUCGUUCACGACAAAAACUUCUCGAAGAAAGUAAACGGUUUGCAGUUGCAGCGAAGGAUUUUUCUCAAAUUUCCUUCUCAUCACCAGAAACAAAAUGGGAUGCGGCUGUAGCUGAAAUCACUGAUUGUGCUGACUGUUUAACAACAGCCGCUAUGGACUUUACCGUUACAGCCAGUGUGUACCAUUCACAGCUUGUUUCCACAGAAGUCACCCAGGUCCUGGACGCCUUACAUAAAGCGCUUGAAGACGCCCAAGAGUCACGUUCUAGUCAGAACGAUUUUUUGGCCCUCAAGUCGAUGACGCGUCUGCAAUCGACGUCCAACCAACUUCUUCAUGCCGUUUCAACGAUCGUCUCCUCAGCCACUACUUAG